GGGGCUGGGGGGGCCCCGAGCCGGGCAAAACAGGCGGGAGAGCACGCGUGGGGGUGUGCGUGGCCACAGCAGCGAGCCCUGCCCUCGCCCCGCGUCCGCUGCCCUCGCCCCGCGUCCCCCCUUCCCGCCGUGCCGCGGCGACGCGGGGCUGGGGUGGCCCCGAGCCAGGCGGGAGGAGGUGCGGGCAGCCUCACCCCACGAUGCCUCUUCAGGGUGCCCGAGCCUCGGCUCUGCUCGCUUGGGUGAACAGCACCAAUGUUUGCCCUGAGCCCCUCCACGACCUGGCUCAGCUCCGAGACUGCAGAGUCUUCGUCAGGAUCAUCAACCAGCUCCACAGGAGUGAGGAAGAGGAGGCCAGGCUGGAGCAGCAGCAGCUCCCAGACAGGAUCUCCUUCAUCUGUGGCUUCCUGCAGAAGCACUGCAGGCACAAAGCAGCUGCAGAGAACCUGGUGGCACCUCAGAGACUGCUGGAGGGAGAGGAGCUGGAGCUGGCCAAGGUGGCUGUGCUGCUGCUCUACCACACCUCCAUGAGCUGCAAGACCCCCAGGGACUGGAAUGAGUUUGACUACAAGACCCAGGUGGAGCUGGCAGCGAUCCUCAGGUUCGUGUUGGACAAUGAGGAGAACCUGAACGAGAACCUGGAGGCCUUCCUGCAGAGGAAAGCCUCGCUGCCCUCAGCCAGCAGCAGCAGCAGCUCUGAGGAGCAUUCUCCACUCCUCUCCCACCCCCACAAGAGGGAGGUUCGGUUCCUGGAGCUCCAGAAGAUUGCCUCCUCCUCUGGAACCAACAACACGUUCUCUGGUCCACCCUCCUCCCCCAUGGGGGACAUCAUGCAGACCCCCCAGUUCCAGCUGAGGAGGCUGAAGAAGCAGCUGGCUGUGGAGAGGGAGAACCGAGAGGAGCUGGAGGUGGAGCUGGCAGAGCAGCGCAAGCUCAUCACUGAGAAGGAGUCUCAGAUCACCAUGAUGCAGCAGAAGAUCGAUCGCUUGGCUCUGCUCAACGAGAAGCAGGCAGCUGACCAGCUGGAGCCCAAGGAGGUGGAGGAGCUGAGGGAGAAGAACGAGAGCCUCAUGGUUCGCCUGCAUGAGGCCCUCAAGCAGUGCCAGGACCUGAAGACUGAGAAGGGUCAAAUGGACAGAAAGAUCAAUCAGCUCUCCGAGGAGAAUGGAGACCUCUCCUUCAAGCUGCGGGAGAUCGGCAGCCACAUGGUGCAGCUGCAGGAGGCCCUCAACGAGCUGUCAGAGGAGCACAACGCGGCCCUGGCCCAGUCCCAGGAGAAGCAGGGACAGCUGGAGAGUGAGCUGAGGGUGGCCCUGCAGGACAAGAAAUGCUCUGAGGAGAAGAUUGAGAUCCUGCAGGGGAAGAUUUCUCUGCUGGAGGAUCAGUUGGCCAAGCUGGGGGAGAGCAGCAGCCAGGAGAAGGGAGAGGUCAUGGGAGACAUCCUGAAGAUGGAGGAGCUGAAGCAGGAGGUCGCCACCCUCAGCGCCAGAGGUGCCGAGCUCCAGGCCAGGGUCCUGCAGCUGGAGGAGGAGGAGCAGCUGCGGGAAGCAGCUCUGCAGGCAGACAGAGCUCGCUUCGAGGAGGAGAAGCAGCAGCUGGGUGGCCUCAUCAGUGGCCUCCAGAGCUCCCUCUCCGAGAGCCACCAAGCCAGGGAGAAGCUGGAGCAGGACCUGCUGGCCCAGGAGGCCAAAGCCAAAGCCAGGUGCGAGGAGGACGCCGGACGCUUGGUCGCCCUCAACGCCCAACAGGAGAAGGUGCUGAGAGAGAGGGACUCAGCCCUCCAGCAGCUCCAGCACCUCCAAGAGGCCAACCUCUCCUUGGGCAACCAGCUGCAGGCCGUGGCCCAGGCCCAGGAUGCCAGCCAAGCCGCGGCGGCGGCGGAGAAGGCCGAGCUGAGGCGGAGGAUCGGCGAGCUGGAAGGCAGGGUCACGGAGCUGAGGGAGCUGGAGGGCAGGUGGAAGGAGAGCCAGCAGAAGCUGGUGGAGAAGGAGAAGCUGGCCAAGGAGAACGGGAGGCUGCAGGAGCGGCUGCUCUUCCUGGAGGAGUCCUUGAGGAACACCGAGGGCAUCCUGGAGGACGAGAAGAGGAGGGCAGCAGAGAGCCUGGAGAGCAGCUCGGCCAAGAUCGCCGAGCUGGAGGCUGAGAGGCAGCAGCUGCUGCGAGGCCAGGAGGGGCUGAGGCCUCAGCAGGAGGUGGCCAAGCAGCUGCAGGCCGAGCAGGAGAAGGCAGCCAGGCUGGAGGCUCUGCUGGCCGAGCAGCAGCAGAAGCUGAGCGCCUGCCAGGCCGACUUAGCCUCCGCCUGGGCGGGGGCGAAGGAGAAGGAGGGCGAGGAGCAGGGGCUGAAGGCUGAGCUCUCCUCCCUGCGGGAGAAGGUGGUGGGGGUGGAGCAAGCCGCGGCCCAGCGCCUGGCCUGCCUGGAGGAGGACGCCCGGAGGGCUGCCGCGGCUCUGGAGGAGGCUUCUCAGCAGCUCUCCCAGGAGAAGCUCAGGUGCAAGGAGCUGGAGGCCGCCCUGGAGCGGCUGCGGAGCGCCGAGGCCGAGCGCGCCGAGGUGGGCGCCGCCAGCAGGCAGCGAGAGCUGGAGCUGGAGGCGGAGGUGAAGAAGCUGAGCUCGGAGCUGACCCUGGUCGGGGCCAGGUUGGAGGAGACGCUGAGGGAGCAGCGCAGGGAGCUGGGGCGGCGAGAGGAGGAGGCCGAAGGCUUGCGGCAGGAGCUGGAGCGAGCCAAGGGGGACUGCGGCACGGAGAGGAGCCGCAAGGCGGAGCUGGAGGCGCAGCUGCAGAACCUCCUCAACGAGCAGAGGGUGGAGAGGCUGAGCCACCAGGAGGAGGUGUCCCGCUCCAGGCGCCUGCUGGAGGAGAAGGACGGGCAGCUGCAGGAGCUGCGGAGGGCCAGUGGUGCCCAAGGGCAGGAGCUGAGGCAGCUGCAGGAGACGGUGGAGGAGCUGCGGGCGGAGGUGGCCUCGCUGGAGGCCGCCCGGGAGGCCAGCAGGAGCGGGGCAGGUGGAAGGGGCCGGCGGCGAGGAGCAGAAGAGGACCAGCAGCAAGGUGGUGUGAGCCAGAGCCUGUACGAGGAGAAGCUGAAGGAGCUCCAGCUGCUGGGCUCCCGGGUGGAGGAGCUGGAGCAGAAGCUGAGGGAGGAGCAGGAGGCCAGGGCCAGCCUGGAGCAGGCGGCUGCCGAGGCAGCCCGAGCCGAGCGAGCCGAGCUGGAGGCCGCCAGGAGAGAGGUGGUGCUGCAGAAGGAGAAGACGUUGGAGCUGCAGAAGCUGCUGGAGACCUCCAGGUCGCUGCAGUCUCUCCACGAAGGCACCGUGGAGGCCUUGAGGAUGGAGCUGCAGGAGAAGAGCAGGGAGCUCCUGCAGAGCAAGUCCAGCCUGGGGGGCGCCGAGAAGGAGCUGGCGGCGCUGCGGGCGGCGGCGCAGGAGAAGGCUCGGCUGGAGGAGAACCUGAAGGAGCAGCUGGCCCAGUGCCUGCAGGAGCUGGAGAGGAAGAGCGCUCUGAGCUCUGGCCUGGAGCACGACGUCUCCAUCCUGCGCCGGCAGGUGGCGGAGAAGGAGGCGGAGAGCAAGGAGCUGAAGCGCCUGGCGCUGGCCGAGUCGGAGAAGAGCAAGAAGCUGGAGGAGAGGCUGAGGAUGCUGCAGACCGAGAUGGCCACGGCCGCCUCCCGCGCCGCGGAGCGCUGCUCCCUCAUGAAGGUGGAGGUGCAGCGCUGCCAGGAGGAGAUGGACAAGCAGAGGCUGGCGCUGGAGGCCCUCAAGAGGGACAGGCACUGCCAGAGCGAGCGGGAGGAGGAGCUGAGGCAGGAGGUGAAGGGCUGCCAGGAGAAGUGCCUGCAGAAGGAGCAGCUCUUGGCCGCCCUGCAGCAGGAGCUGGGCAGCGCCAAGGCGGCGGCGGGGGAGGCGGCGGCUCUGAAGCACCUCUGCCAGCAGCUGCAAGCCGAGAGGGCUGCCCUGGAGAGCCAGCAGCGCCAGGAGCUGGAGCAGAGGGCCAAGAGCCUGGAGGCCCUGCAGGGGGAGCUGGCCCGGGCCAGGCUGGAGGCGGCAGAGCUGCCCUCGCUGCGGGAGCAGGCGGCCGAGCGGGAGCGAGCGGCACAGCGGCUGCAGGCAGAGCUGCUCAGGCUGCAGCAGGCCAACGCCAGGCUGCUGGAGGACAGCCGAGGCCAGCAGAAGCUGGAGGCAGAGCUGGGCCAAGCCCUGGAGAGGCACAAGAAGGAGGUGGAGAGGCUGAAGGCCUCCUCGGAGGAGCUGGCGGCCGGCAGCAGGCGGGAGGCGGAGGAGGCCAGGAGGGAGCUGGAGGAGGCCAGGAGGGAGCAGGAGAGCAGCAGGGCGGCGGCGCGGGAGGAGAAGAGGAGGCUGCAGGAGGAGAGGCUGAAGCUGGAGGCUCAGGUGGAACAGCUCAAGGUCACCAAGCAGGACCAAGCCAAGCAGGUGGAAGAGCUCCAGAAGAAGCUGAGUCAGCAGGAAAAGGCCUCCAGGACUCAGCAGCAGAGGGUGAAGGCGCUGGAGGGGGAGCUGGCAGCAGCGGGCAGCAGGCAGCAGCAGCAGGUGGCAGAGCUGCAGGCACUGCUGGCACAGAAGGAGCAAGCAGCAGAGCACUACAAGGCACAGAUGGAGAAGGCCAAAACCCAUUACGAUGCCAAGAAGCAGCAGAACCAGGACCUGGCUGAGAAGCUGCAGGCGAUGGAGGAGCUGCAGAAGGAGAAUGUGGAGCUGAAGACAGAGGUGCAGAGGUUGGCAGAGGAGCUGCAGCAGAGCGUCCUGAAGGCCAAGGAGUCGGAGCUGGCCUGCGAGCAGCUCAGCAGCCAGCUGGACCUGGCCACCAAGCAGCUGCAGGAGGUGAACAAGGUGCAGCUGCCCACGGGGGUGCUGAAGAGCUUGGACAGCCUGCGGCAGGACCCCGCGGAGCUGAGCAGCGACAGCCUGGAGCUGAGCCUGGCCGAGGCUGCGCCGCUCAACUCCACCAGGUGCCCGUGGGGCCUGCCCCCCUGCUCGCCCUGCCCCUGCUCCUGCCCCCCCUGCCCCCUGCCCCUGCCCCCCCUGCCCCCCCUAAGCGUCUCAAGCUCCCCAGUGAGGAAGAGGAGGAGGUUUGGGGGUGGCCUGGAUGAAGCAAGGGCUAAGAUUUGA
Pogoniulus pusillus (Red-fronted tinkerbird) is the source of this 5120-nucleotide messenger RNA. RefSeq names its product nuclear mitotic apparatus protein 1 (gene NUMA1). NCBI's taxonomy places the organism in Eukaryota, Metazoa, Chordata, Aves, Piciformes, Lybiidae. The record is from RefSeq and is a predicted model, not a curated record. Gene Ontology annotation, cellular component: centrosome; spindle pole; spindle microtubule. Gene Ontology annotation, molecular function: microtubule binding. Gene Ontology annotation, biological process: establishment of mitotic spindle orientation.